UACGGGAGCGCUCGGUGGACCCUCUCACCAUGCCCUGGGGCAGUCUGGUGAGCGGCGUUCUGCAGCGGGCGCGGGCCGCCCGGCGACUCCACCUAUCUGACGAGGAGACCGGAACUCCGGCACCGGCCGACUGGAUGAACGGAAAGGCCCAUCCGACCAGCCCUGAGCGCCUUCUGCCGCUGGCCAGUAUGGUACAGAAAUGGCGCAGCGCCGUACAGCACAGUCACACUCGCGGCGAAACCGGCGCGCUGGUGGCACCGGACGGCGCAGUGGAUGCCGGGGAGAACGGAGAAGUCUGUCUCGUCAUCAAGAGCCCGUACCGCAUCCUUAGGGAGCCAAGUUAG
Molecule: messenger RNA, 344 nt
Organism: Amphibalanus amphitrite
Lineage: Eukaryota; Metazoa; Arthropoda; Thecostraca; Balanomorpha; Balanidae
Exons: 3
Coding region: 30-344 (104 amino acids)
Source: RefSeq, a predicted model, not a curated record